ACCAUGACAUCAGUUCUGUCUUGGAAAUUCCACUCUUUUUUUCUGUUGCAUCCAUCUCUCUGGGUAUCCCCAGAAGCCCCUAUAAAAAGAGUGUCUAAGCCUGAGACAGAGACACAGACCUCCAGAGUCUCUCAGCUUGCGCUUUGCUCCUCCAGCCCCUCUCUCCUCUCUGGACCAUGAAGAUCUCUGUGGCUGCCCUCUCCAUCCUCCUGAUUAUGACCUUCAGCUCUCUGACAUCUUCUGCUCCAAUGGCCUCCAACACUCCUACCUCCUGCUGCUUCACCUAUGUCCAACAACAGAUCCAAAGAAAAUUUGUGACACAUUAUUAUAAGACCAGCAACCUGUGCUCCCAGCCAGCUGUGGUGUUCCAGACCAAAAAGGGACGGCAGGUGUGUGCCAACCCCAGUGAGGACUGGGUUCAGAAGUACAUGGAUGACCCAGAGCUGAAAUGAGGGCCUCAGGGGCCUAGGACAAUGAAUCUUAAAGGAAAAUGGACCAAGCUAAGGAAGCAAUCUCCCCAGACUCCAGCCUUCCUGAGAUGUUUUUAUCAUUGAAAUUUAAUUUAUAUAAAUUAUUUGGUGGCAGCUUUGAAUAUUUAUUGGUACUACUUGCACUUUUGGAGGACGCCCGUCCCUCAUGGAGACUUCUAUUUGCAACCAAACCUCAGUUCCUUUGAGUCCUGGAGUCACCUGCUGGAUGUU
Dromiciops gliroides (monito del monte) is the source of this 701-nucleotide messenger RNA. RefSeq names its product C-C motif chemokine 4-like. The record is from RefSeq and is a predicted model, not a curated record. Gene Ontology annotation, cellular component: extracellular region. NCBI's taxonomy places the organism in Eukaryota, Metazoa, Chordata, Mammalia, Microbiotheria, Microbiotheriidae. Bases 177 to 452 code for a protein of 91 amino acids. Gene Ontology annotation, biological process: neutrophil chemotaxis; monocyte chemotaxis; lymphocyte chemotaxis. Gene Ontology annotation, molecular function: chemokine activity; CCR chemokine receptor binding. The transcript is spliced from 3 exons.